UCGAGUGAACAACGCCAUGGCUUUCGGCUUUUUGUGGCUCCUCCCCGUUGUGGCCCUCUCGUCUCUGGUUGCCGGUUUGGAUUUCUACACCGCCGGCGUUGUGGAGUUCCGACCCUCCAUUGUGGGCGGCAGCUCGGAGCAACUGCUGGCCGAGAAUCUGGAGGGCUACCUGCAGCUCAUAGCCGCCGGCAAUGGCACCACUGACAUUCUCGUCUUUCCGGAGGCCACUCUCAACACUGUCCUCCAGCUGACGGCAGUGCCGGCCUCCACGGACCAGAGUUUGUGCGACGAGUCCUCCCAGGACGACCCAGAGAUAGCUCCGUUCCUGCGACGACUGGCCUGUGCUGCUCAAGAAUUCCACACCUACCUGGUGGUCAAUGUAAAGGAGAAGGCUCCGGACGAAGGUAGCGCCUCCGGAUAUGCCGUCUACAAUACGAACGUUGUCUUCGACCGGAACGGUGCUGUGGUCUCGCGUUAUCGCAAGUGGAACCUCUACCUGGAGUCCCAAACCAGUCGCACUGAGAGUCCGGAGCUGGCCACUUUCCAUACGGAUUUCAACGUAACCUUUGGCCAUUUCGUGUGCUUUGACAUGCUCUUCUAUUCUCCGGCCCAGGAGCUGGUGGAAGGGUUGGGUGUCCGGCAUGUGAUUGUCACCAAAAUGUUCAACUCGGAGCUGCCUUUUCUGACGGCCGUACAAUUUCAACAGGGCUGGGCCUGGGCCAACAAGGUGAAUCUCCUGGCAGCCGGUGGCAGUCUUCCCCAGGCCGGAAUCAGUGGCAGUGGCAUCUAUGCCGGAGUCCAAGGUGCCGUGGCCCAACUCCUAAUCACGGAUAGCGAUGAGGGUCAGAGGAAAUUGCUACUGGCACGGCUACCCAUCAACCCGGAUGAUCUCCUGCCCCAAGAGGAGGAGCCUUUGCAGCCGGAAGCCAUAACAUCCGUUCGCCUAAAGCUUCUACAGCAACCGGAUGUGAAAAUGUUCAGCACCUGGGAGUUGCCGAUGAUUGAAGGAAGUUCUGUUAAGAAAAGGAUUUGUCAGGAUGAUCUCUGUUGUCGAUUCGAGAUCGAUUGGACUACGAAUGGAUCGAUUCCGGGCUACAGUUACCGAAUGGGCGUCUGGGUGGGUAGGAGGAGGUACGAGGAGGAGCAGUACAGCUCGAUCCGACUUUGUGGACUCUUCGCCUGCCGGAAUGGCGAUGUCGGGAGUUGUGGCCUUUUGGAUUCCGGGGAUAAUAUAGUCCAGAUGACACAAGGCUUGCAGUUCACGAAACUCCUCAUCGAGGGCGAGUUCGUUCGUCGUCCCAGGCGCCUGAUCUCGCCCAGCACUCUGAGCUCCUCCACUUUCUAUCCCCUGCAGCCGAGUCAGUUGUCCUGGGUUCUGUCCGAGGAGCAGCAUAAUGUGACGCUGGUGAGGAUGGAACUGAAAGAGCCUCGAGGAGAGCUAAUGACGUUUGCCAUUUAUGGGAAUUAUUUUGAUGAAAAUGCAGGAGGUGGCGGAAAUGCCCUUGGAAAUGGAUCGGGAGUCCUUUUGUCUGUUUUACUGGUCCUUUUACUGACUAUUAGGGUGUAUCUUAACUGAUUCGAUACUUGAUUUUAAAUUAUUUUAAAAUUUUAACAGCAACUUGAG
Messenger RNA from Drosophila bipectinata, 1624 nucleotides. Its product is annotated as vanin-like protein 3. The record is from RefSeq and is a predicted model, not a curated record. Gene Ontology annotation, molecular function: hydrolase activity, acting on carbon-nitrogen (but not peptide) bonds, in linear amides. Lineage: Eukaryota; Metazoa; Arthropoda; Insecta; Diptera; Drosophilidae.